UGAGUUGAACGUGGCGAAUGAAAUCACAGCUUCAAACACUAUAAAUUCCGCCGUAGAAUUGCCACAGUUUCUCUGCGUGUAUUUCUCUUUACCCACAGCUGAUUUUCGUUCAUUUUGGGGUCUGUCUUGUUUCUUGCCUCUCUCUCUCUCUGUCCCACCAACUGCUACAACAGUAGCUACCUCAUUCCAAUAAUACACCCAACAAAGAGAGAGAGUGUUGAGUUAUUGAAGUUCUUGAUAGCAUUUACCAUUUUCAUGAAGAUUUCCCACCUGGGUUUGUCCAAAGAUGCAAUCUUUACAAGAACCCAGUAGCGCGGAAUCAGAAUCCGCGGCUGAUUCUGACAACGGCGGAGGUUUUGGGAAAGAUGCAAUUGAGAAGGGGAGGAGGGAAUCCAGUGUGUCGCAGUGUUGUGUAGAGAUUGUGGACCUGGAAGGGGAAGGGGUGGCUAAGACUGGGAGGGAUUGCAGGAUAUGCCACCUCAGCAUGGAUGCAACCAAUCAGGAUUCAGGGCUUUCCAUGGAACUGGGAUGCUCUUGCAAGGAGGAUUUGGGCGCUGCCCACAAGCAAUGUGCUGAGGCUUGGUUCAAGAUCAAAGGAGACAACUUGAGUUGUCGACGGGAUUCUGCCUCCCGGGACUUCUCUUUUAUCUCUUUUAUCGUCUCCGGCAUCUUGAUAAGGGAAUUACCCUUAUCACCCUUGCACAAAAUGUGGUCGGAGUGGCUGAGUCCGAGCCGACGGAGUCAUGGAACGGGGCUAGUGAUUCUGCAGCAGCUCAGAUGCGGAACUUCUGGCAAUGCCGCCGGUUUCUGAACUUCUUGCUAGCUUGCAUGGCGUUCGCCUUUGUCAUAUCCUGGCUUUUCCAUUUCAACGUGCCGUCCUGAAACUCGUGGAGCUGCUCGGAGCCAUGAGACGCCGUCGUGUACAUUCGUGACACAGAGGAACAAGAUGCUACCUAAGUUCAAAACUUUGUUGUUACUUUCAUUUGAUUCUGUUCUAUGAGUAGAACGGAAGCUGUGCACUCGCCCGUGCUCUCGCUCUCUAUCCAUCCGACGCAUUCAGAAUUUUUUAUUUUGGGUGCGACAAAUAAUUAUGUAGUACGUCAGUAUCAUGGAAGAGCAAUUGACGUCGCAUCGAUGUCGUCAGCGAUGUGACGAUGUUUUUCCUUCUCUUCGUCUCUCUCACUCUACAUCUUGUUGUGGAUAUUGGACAAUGAGCUAUGGAUUAAUAGGUUAUGAAGUGUAUAAUUAUUAGAUAA
Salvia splendens (bonfire salvia) is the source of this 1256-nucleotide messenger RNA. RefSeq lists its product as uncharacterized. Gene Ontology annotation, molecular function: zinc ion binding. The coding region runs from base 287 to 811 and encodes 174 amino acids. The record is from RefSeq and is a predicted model, not a curated record. The transcript is spliced from 2 exons. NCBI's taxonomy places the organism in Eukaryota, Viridiplantae, Streptophyta, Magnoliopsida, Lamiales, Lamiaceae.